AGAACACAUUUUCAAAAUGAAACUCAUAAUUUUGUGCUUCUUAGCCGCUCCCCUCGCCGUUGUGGGCAGCAACCUCAUCCAACCACGAAGCCUCGAGUUUGAGACGUUCGAUUUCAAACAUCUCGGAUCGAAAGAUGACUUUGUGCAACUGCAAGGGUUAAGCACGAGGGAGCAAGUGGCGGUCAUCAACGACUACAUGGACGUCUUCCUGGUCGAACUGAAUGGAUUUAUUGCGGAGCAAGGGAUGGAUUCGAUGAAGUUGGAUGACGUGGGCGGCAAAUUUGGAUGGACCAUAUUCACUGGCGAAAUGUCAUUGACCAAUGGCAUUGUGAAAGGCCUAAACUCUGUUGCACGGGGCGGCGACGUUACUCUGAGGUACGAGAAUACGGUCCUUAAAGCCAGCCUGCCUAUAAAGUUGGAGAACGUAAACUUGAAUUACAAUUACGCCGUUAAACUUAUGAACCUAGGACCGCACGGGCUACUCAACGGUACCGUUAAAGGAUGUCGAGUGCUGCUGCAAGUCCAGAUCGAUUUGGACACGCUUUUAGCGAAGCUGGACUUGUACAAGCUCGAAACCCUUGGAGAUAUUUCGCUGAAAUUCCAAGGAGGUAUCUUAGAAUGGAUGGUGAAUUUGUUUGUAUCAGUCGCAAUUCCAUUGAUUAAGCCAGUUCUGAAUUGGGCAAUUAACACCUUUACUCAAGGAACAGUGGCCGGCCUCAUCGUUAAAUACAAUGAUGUCAUCACCAAAUUAUUGGAAAGUCUCAAUAAUAUGUAAAUUAUGACUAUUCAUAGUUGAUACAUGAACACAAAUUAAAUAAUUACAACCAUCUGUAAUCGUG
Molecule: messenger RNA, 839 nt
Organism: Photinus pyralis (common eastern firefly)
Lineage: Eukaryota; Metazoa; Arthropoda; Insecta; Coleoptera; Lampyridae
Exons: 5
Coding region: 17-775 (252 amino acids)
Molecular function (GO): lipid binding
Source: RefSeq, a predicted model, not a curated record